This is a messenger RNA of Epinephelus lanceolatus (giant grouper), 1907 nucleotides long. RefSeq lists its product as uncharacterized. The record is from RefSeq and is a predicted model, not a curated record. NCBI's taxonomy places the organism in Eukaryota, Metazoa, Chordata, Actinopteri, Perciformes, Serranidae.
UAAACCUCAAGAAAGCACUGAAAGGGAGUACAACUUUUCUUUUCUUGAAUACAGAAGGCAAUCCAAACAGCUGUAUUAUGAAACUUCCUGUAACCACCAGCAACGCUUUGUUGUCAGUUUCAUUUCAGUGAAACCGAAACUUAAAAAGGAGCUGUGCAUGCUCUCACAAACACAGAGCUCAGAUAACCGACAACAGCAUACACAACGCAGGAUGGUGAAGAUGUCAAGAAGAGUGACCAGUUGCUGUGUAGCUCUUCUCUUUGCCUUGACCUCUGUGUCGGCUAUACGAAUACUUCAAUCAAUCAAUGAUUUGAAGAAAAUCGACUUUGGCCGAGCUGUGCCCGAGCACAGUGUUGUGCUGCUCCACUGGUUUGCCAACACAAUUGAAAUCGACAAUAACAAUAUAAUAUGGCUGAUCUUUGACCCAAACAGUGGUGAUUAUGGUGCACAUCAUUACGGCAACUACGAGGGGCUGCUGGACCCACUGCCUCUGGGACAUAUCGGAUACCAGUACUACACUGUUGGAAAUCUCAAUCAAGAAACGUCCAUGGAACUUCCAUCUUACGUUGUCGAUCCCCCACCAGAGUACGUGGGAACAAACAGAGACAGGAUCAUCAUUCGUGUCAGGGAGCAGAACACAGGACGGCAAGGUUUGCAAAGGAUAGAUCAAGUGUAUAUCACACAGCAUUACGACACUUCUGAAUACCAGGGUACACCUUAUGAUCCAGCUCAUACCUACAGGAUCACUACUAACCUCUUGAGACAGAUCAGAGAGUUUUCUGUGGGACAAAACCAACAUCAAUUGUCACGUCUUAGAAACCGCUAUGGAAGUAACGCUGAUGAUGUCCUGUUAAGGCACAUCAGAAACAUAUGGGAUGAACUUGCUUGCCUUGGACUGCUACUGUUUAUUGUGAUCCAAGAAAAGCACUCCAUUAACCAACACAACUACAGACCAAAAAACGACUACAGACCAGAAACCACAAACAGACCGGAAACCAACAACACACCGGAAACCAGACAAAAUGAUUUGUGUGAUGGUGCUUGCGUGCGCUGCUGCCUUUUUAUAACCAUUUUAGUUUUAGUAAUUUUUUUUUUGUUCAUUCGAAGCAGAUUCUAAGAAAUAAGGGAGAGCAAUGGUCUUUAUUAAUGUCUAAACCAAGGUGUGAUGAUUGCACUUUUUAAGGAUGAUAAGGAAUCCAAAAAAAAGACGUUAUAGCUUCUGUUACCCUGUUGGCUAAAAAGUAAUAUGGACCAAUAUGUAAUAUCUCUGUCUCAUACCCACUGGAUAAGAGAUAUCCUUUAUUUUCUUAGAUAAUGAAAAAAUCAUUUCAUGGUGUGGUUCGUCCAAUAUAUUUGUAAAAAUAUGGGGUCCAUUCGUGAAGUUCUUAAGAGGAUCCAUUUCGUACUUAUUCCUGAUUGAAGCAACUUUUGUGGUUUAAAGGGGUUGUGUUAUAGUGUUUGUUGUGGCUUUGGUGAUAUGCUGCUGUACUGAUUAGUCUGCUGUACUGUCUUUGUAAGUUGUUUUGGUUGUUAAGCUGUAUGUUGAUUAUCACUGUUUGUGUCUUUGUACAAAGGGAAUGUACACCUCUUUACUUUUUAUACCUGCUCUUAUGAUACAAUUGUAUGUUAAAUAUAAAAAGCGACGUCAUCACAUUGACACGGUGGAGGAAAGUGAAGUAUCUCCACACGUGAUGUGUGUCUGUCAAGACCCCUGAACAACAACAAAGAGUUGUUUCUUGUAUGCUUUGUUUUGUGUCCAGGUUUAAAUUACUGUAAACUGUAUUAUCGGUUUUAUAAAUGGUGUUUGGUUAAGAUUGAGAUACAAACCAUGUGCUAUGAAGAGCUGAGAGCCUUCAGGGUUUCAUUCCUGUGUGUCAAUUUCUCCAUUAAAAAGACGUCUUCCACAA